Molecule: messenger RNA, 3341 nt
Organism: Balaenoptera musculus (blue whale)
Lineage: Eukaryota; Metazoa; Chordata; Mammalia; Artiodactyla; Balaenopteridae
Gene: CELF4
Product: CUGBP Elav-like family member 4
Exons: 15
Coding region: 142-1779 (545 amino acids)
Biological process (GO): mRNA splice site recognition; regulation of alternative mRNA splicing, via spliceosome
Cellular component (GO): nucleus; cytoplasm; ribonucleoprotein complex
Molecular function (GO): mRNA binding
Source: RefSeq, a predicted model, not a curated record
GAGAGCGAGGUGUAGAGAAACCGAGGGGGAGAGAACCCGAGUGUGUGUAUGCGUGUGCGUGUGUGAGCGCGAGCGAGCUUGCGAGGGAGAGGAGAGAGAGAGUGCGAGCAAGAAAGAAUAAAAGGAAAGAAGAUUUUCUCUAUGUAUAUAAAGAUGGCCACGUUAGCAAACGGACAGGCUGACAACGCGAGCCUCAGUACCAACGGGCUCGGCAGCAGCCCGGGCAGCGCCGGGCAUAUGAACGGAUUAAGCCACAGCCCGGGGAACCCGUCGACCAUUCCCAUGAAGGACCACGAUGCCAUCAAGCUGUUCAUUGGGCAGAUCCCCCGCAACCUGGAUGAGAAGGACCUCAAGCCCCUCUUCGAGGAGUUCGGCAAGAUCUACGAGCUUACGGUUCUGAAGGACAGGUUCACAGGCAUGCACAAAGGCUGCGCUUUCCUCACCUACUGCGAGCGUGAGUCAGCGCUGAAGGCCCAGAGCGCGCUGCACGAGCAGAAGACUCUGCCCGGGAUGAACCGGCCGAUCCAGGUGAAGCCGGCGGACAGCGAGAGCCGAGGAGGUAGUAGCUGCCUGCGCCAGCCCCCUUCACAAGAUAGAAAACUCUUCGUGGGCAUGCUCAACAAGCAGCAGUCUGAGGACGAUGUGCGCCGCCUCUUUGAGGCCUUCGGGAACAUCGAGGAGUGUACCAUCCUGCGCGGGCCAGACGGCAACAGCAAGGGGUGCGCCUUUGUGAAGUACUCCUCCCACGCCGAGGCGCAAGCCGCCAUCAACGCUCUGCACGGCAGCCAGACCAUGCCGGGAGCCUCAUCCAGUCUGGUGGUCAAGUUCGCCGACACCGACAAGGAGCGCACAAUGCGGCGAAUGCAGCAGAUGGCUGGCCAGAUGGGCAUGUUCAACCCCAUGGCCAUCCCGUUCGGGGCCUACGGCGCCUACGCACAGGCACUGAUGCAGCAGCAAGCGGCGCUAAUGGCGUCAGUCGCACAGGGUGGUUACCUGAACCCCAUGGCUGCCUUCGCCGCCGCCCAGAUGCAGCAGAUGGCGGCCCUCAACAUGAAUGGCCUGGCGGCCGCACCCAUGACCCCAACCUCAGGUGGCAGCACCCCUCCGGGCAUCACUGCACCAGCCGUGCCUAGCAUCCCGUCCCCCAUUGGGGUGAACGGCUUCACUGGCCUCCCCCCACAGGCCAAUGGGCAACCUGCUGCAGAAGCUGUGUUUGCCAAUGGCAUUCACCCCUACCCAGCGCAGAGCCCCACCGCCGCGGACCCCCUGCAGCAGGCCUACGCCGGAGUGCAGCAGUAUGCAGGUCCAGCCGCCUACCCUGCUGCCUAUGGUCAGAUAAGCCAGGCCUUUCCUCAGCCACCUCCAAUGAUCCCCCAGCAACAGAGAGAAGGGCCCGAGGGCUGUAACCUGUUCAUCUACCAUCUGCCCCAGGAGUUUGGGGACGCUGAGCUGAUGCAGAUGUUCCUCCCUUUCGGCCGGCACCCCGUGCCCUCCCGCUGCCAGGCCCCCUCCUGUCAGGGAGGACAGUGUCCAAUAAACUCCUCCACCCGCAGGCUUCGUGAGCUUCGACAACCCGGCCAGCGCGCAGACCGCCAUCCAGGCCAUGAACGGCUUCCAGAUCGGCAUGAAGAGGCUCAAGGUGCAGCUGAAGCGGCCCAAAGACGCCAAUCGCCCGUACUGAGUGCAGGCGGGAGUGUCCCCCGGGGGAGACCAGGACUCGCACAGGGCCAGUCAAAUCCACCACAGUCUCGCGCUGAGCUAGGAAUAAAGUUCACGUAAUCACAUGAGAGUGGAGAAAACAGUCCCCCAUCCGGCAGGAUGCUGAACGGGCUACAUUAAAAAACAAACCUCUCUCUCUAUAUAUUUAUAAAUGAGAACUGUUGGAUGACACCUUUGACAUAUCAGCCAAUAUCAAUCAAGCUGAAGACUCCAGACACUCUCUGUGACUGUCACAUUUCUUCAAGGAAAGUAUAGCGUCUAUGGAGUUCAGAGGGCACGUGUUUGGGGGAAAAAUAUAUAUGACAUAAAGAAGAAGAAGAUGAAGAAAAACGAGAAAAAAAAAAAAAAGGCAACUUUAAAACAAAAUAACUUGCGACAAGGUGGGGAGGCUGCAGGGCUGGGAACUGGGAAGGGCCGCUGCUUCCAGAUCCCUGGGGCUUUUCCAGCCCAUGGACGCCUGCGGCAGGCUAGGGCAAGCGGUGUGUCUGGUGGGGCCUGGUCCCCAGGGGGGCGGCUGGGAGGCCGCCACUGAUCAUCUCUAUCUGUCAUUCCUUUAGCUAUUUAGGGACCAAAGGACCAAACUUUUUAUUGCAGAUGUGUAGCUCUAGGUCAAAUAGAGGGGGAACGGAGGAGAACCUCCUUCCUGCCUCAUGGCUGUUCUUGAAACAGCUUAGAGCGAUUCUAUGAAAAAUGUAAUUAAAAAAAAAAAAAAACACAAAAAAACACACAAAAAACAAAAAAACAAAAAAAAAGAAAAAUAAUGCUUCAAUGCUUUUAAAAUAGCAAGAUAAUAGUUCUUUGAUACUUUGAGAGGCGCUUUGAUUACUGUCAUUCAAGUCUAUGACACUUUCAUAUGGUUUUCUGUAUUAUAUGUCUGGAUGGAGCUGUUAAGAUGAACAAAUUGGUGGAUAUUCGGGGAAAGUAACAAAAUAUGAAAACUCAUUAACCGUGAAGUGUGAGAAAAGGAGGGGAAAAAAAGGGACUGACGAGGCAAGAUAAUUGUUGUGAAAAGUCUGUAAAUGCUUCUAACUCUUCCCCCUCUUAAAAUCAUAAUAGUUGUACAGAAUUUUAAAAAGAAGUUUAAAAUACCUAUAUAAUAGAAGAAAAAUUAGAGGAAAGCAAAAAAAAAAAAAAAAAAAAAACCUAUAGAAGUUAGCAUUACUGCUAAAAUCCCAGAUGUUGUAGGACUGUACUUUUGUAGAGUUUAGACUGAGCAUCAAUCCCUUCUCCCCGCGAGUGCUGUUGGACGCCGUUGACCCCGAGGGCCAGGCCGGACCCGCGCAGACCUGUGGGCCCCUGGCUGCCCACCUCCGGUGGAGGCCGCGCCUCUGGCAGGAAGGCCCGCCGCCACCGCCGCCGCCACCGCCACCGCCACCGCCUCCGCCCUCGCCUCGCUUUGCUCCGGGAGCUGCGCGCGCUCGCCCGCUCUCCGCAAGCCCUCGACACCUCUGCUUCACUCGCCUUCCAUGCUUGCUCCAGAGACUUUCCGGGCAAGGGAGACCUGGGAACUUUCAUCUUAAAACAACUAAACAACACACACACACACAAAAACCUUAAACAAGAGAGAGAAAAAAAAAAAAACAAUCUUUGAAGAAUUUCUGAAACUGUUUACAAGGAAUUUU